GGGAUUCCAUUUGUAUAUCCGGGCUGAACAAAGAUGUCAGCGCCCAUUAAUUGUUUACGUGUCAAAAUAAAAAUUAACAACUAUUAACAUUGACUGCAACUAGUUUCCGCCUGAAUUGAACUUUAUAAAAGGGAAUUAAUCAUGGCAUUUUCAUUUUCUAGGAAAGUGCUGCUAGUGCUGGGGGUGGUGUGGCUGAUUGUGUUGCUGUGCCUCUGGUUCCCGGACCUGAUGCCCCUGCCCUCCUUCAUCAAGCAGCGAGCGCUGGGACACACCAAAGUAGACGCUGAGAAUGGUGGUCCAUUUUUACAUGCCCAAGCCUUUCAAAUGGCGCGGUUCAACAAGUCAGCUCUUGACCAAGGAGACAUUAUCCAUGUGUGCAUAACAUCUGAUGAGAACACACUGGGCGGGAUGGUGGCACUUGUUAACAGCAUUGACCUCAACACGCGCCAUCCUGUCAUGUUCCACCUGGUCGUUGACCAGAACAGCCUUGCGCAUAUCAAGACGUGGAUUGAGGGUUCUCGUCUGCGUGACAUCAUGUAUGAAGUGAAAGCCUUUCCUGAGGAAUGGGUGGCAGGGAAGAUUCAAUUGAGAGGCAGUCGACCAGAGUUGGGCAAACCUUUGAACUAUGCUCGUUACUACAUGCCAAGACUGUUCCCAGAUCUGCAUGGAAGAAUUAUCUUCAUUGAUGACGAUGCCAUUGUACAAGGUGACCUGUAUGACCUCUACACUAUGGAGCUGAAGUCCAACACAUGGGCAGCAUUCUCUGAUGACUGUACAGGAUCUAACAAGAGGAUCACCAUGAUGAAGAAUGUAUACUCAGAGUACAUAGACUUCAAGAACAAGCAGGUACAGUUGCAGGACAUGAGCCCCAUGGAGUGUUCCUUCAACAGCGGGGUCUACGUGACUGAGAUGGACCUCUGGAGGAAGAACAACAUCACCGAGCAGCUUGAGCGCUGGAUGACUCUCAACACAGUAGAGGAAGUCUACGGUAAUGAGAAGGGUGGAGGUGGCUCACAACCUCCCAUGAUGCUUGUCUUCUACAAGAAGUACACCCACCUUGACCCGAACUGGCAUGUCAGAUACCUCGGCUGGACACGGGGCACCAGCUACACAGCCCCGUUCCUGCGCCAGGCCAAGCUCCUGCACUGGAAUGGUCCCAUCAAGCCCUGGGCUCGCGCCUCCCAGCACUCCAACAUCUGGGACCGAUACUUCAUCCAGGACCCCAUGAAACGAUUUGUGCCUGUCAGGAAAUCUUAAACUGGAUUCAUUCCUGUCAGUAAAUUAUGAACACGAUGUGGUCCCAUCCAGAAAUUUUGAACUCAAUUGGUGCUUGUUAGGAACUUAAUUUAUGUUUAAUUGUUGACUGUAUGUAGGUAUGGGUGUGUGUAUUUGUGCUUGCAUGUUAUGUUUCAUGCUGUGAAGUGUAUUUUUUUGAGUGUUGAACAUUGGAUGUCAAAUCAGAUUCAAGACAUGAAAAUGUUUUUGUAGGUUUGGAAAUCGCGAUCUUGCUUGAUGUGUGCUCACAUCUGACUUAUAAAUCAAGUGUGUUUGUGUUUUUUGUGUGCGUGUUUGUUUUUUCUUCAUUUUGUAUUAUGCAGCGUUUUGAGUGUUGUAAAUAGAAUAAAAUCAAAAGCAUGCAACAAUUCUGAUAAUCUGUAAAAUUUCAAACUUCCUUGAUGUGUGUUUACAUCUGACAAAUGUUGCAUGAUUGUGUGUGUAUAUGUGUGUGUGUUAUGAUUUACACUGCUUAUCAGCAGCUUUUGGAGUGUUGAAAGUUUAAUGUUAAAGAAAUGGAACAUAUGAACAGAUUUGUGCCUGUAUAAAAAAGACUUGAAAGUGCCAUCAGCUGAAAUUUUACUAACCAGAAAACUUUUGCUUGAUAGGUGACCUGACAAUGAAAUUGGUAUUUGUGUAUAUGUUGAAGCUUUUGAAAGUAAUGCAUGUUUAAUCAAACAGAACCAAGAACAGAUUUAUACCUGUUUAAUUCUUAAUGAUGAAGUAUUGCAUUUAUGGAUUUAAAUAUAAGAACUUUAAACUUAUGUUUAAUCUAAACAAACUGGGAAUCAGUGCAAUAGAAUAAUCCUUAAUCAACCUCUCCGCUAAUAAUGUUUGAUCAAAGACUAAUCUUUAUUCUUUUGUAUGUAAUUUGAUGCUGUUUGUUUUGACUGAAAUUUUGACAUUUUUGUAUAAUUUUUUACAUUUUUGUCUAGAUAUGUGAACAAAUGGUGUAAGAAAAUGGUUCUAGUUCCAGCAUGAAUGUUAACCUUUCUAACAAACACUUAAAUAGUGCAUGCACAUUUAGUUGUCUCGAACUCUUUGCUUUGAUGGGUCUUGACAUACUAUGGUGCUCACAUUGUCAUUUCUUCUGCUUGUUUUUAGAGAGGAAAAUAGUAAUAAUCGCUGAUUUGCCUUCACGUUAAACUGUAUAUUUAGAGUUAUACUAAUUGGUAGCUAAGUACUACACAAAUAUAGACAACUUCGUGAAAAUGUAAAGUUUGUAAACAUAUUUUUUGACAUUAGAAUUUAUAAAGUUGUGUUCAUACUGUUUUGAUUAAACUUGCUAUGCCAUUCAUGAUUGACAACUUUUAUGCCCUUGAAGGAGGGCAUAAAGUGAUCGGACUGUCCGUCUGUCCAUGCUUCCAUCACACUUUGCGUUUAGGUUUCGAAAAAUGCUCAUAACUUCUAUGUCCUUUCACAUAGCAACUUGAUAUUUGGGGUGCAUGUGUAUCUCAUGGAGCUGCACGUUUUGAGUGGUGAAAGGUCAAGGUCAUGUUCAUCCUUCAAGGUCAAAGGUCAAAGAAACAUGUAUCAAAGCAGCACAGUAGGGGCAUGGUGUUUCUGACAAACACAUAUCUUUUUUAUUUACUUUAUUCACAUGAAAAAUAAAUAAUGAUCAUAUUUGAACAAAAUAUGUCAAAAACUACUUUCCUUUCGAUGUUAAAUGGUUAAAAGAAUUUGUUAUACGAUUUAUAAGCAGUUCAAACAUAAUGUAUGAUACGUUGUUAGAUGUAUAAAUGGAAUAAUUUAUAUUCCAAUAAUGAUCAUUUGUUACAAUUUAAAAAUACUCAUGUUUCAACUAUUUGUUUCAAUUGUUCACUUAUAAAUUACACUAGAUGUGAUAUAUAGUAUUCCAUGCAUGAAACAUAAACUUCAUGUCUUAAGUAUUUAAAGUGAACUGUAUGUCUGGUGUGACCAAUUAUAACAAGGUAGUUGUUUGUUAGUUUAAACACUUAACUAUCAACAUCCUAACCACAGAAGACAACUAACAUAAUUAGUCUGAAGAAAGAUAUCAUAAACUGUCCUUUUAGGAUAGCACUCUGGUCAUUAAUACAUAUAAAAUUAUUAGAAAUGUUCCUACUUUUAAACUUAAAUUUGUUCAGACGAUAAAAUGUUUGUGCUUAUUGUUCAGAGGCAACAUAAUGUUGAAUGUUUUACUAUGGUGCUUCUUUAAUGUAACUGUUUAAAGGUGAAAUUUGUAUGAGGUUUCUCACCUGAGGAAAAUAAAACACACAAGACCAAAGGUUGAUGAUAUAAAUAUAUAUGAAGGAAGUACAAACACAAGUGGCCGGUCUUGCUUAUUAUUUUUUUUUACAAAUUAGGAUGGAAAGUUUAUUGUUUUUAAGCUACUGUUAAGUGUAAUGACACUCUAGUCAAUUAUGAUCAUGUUGUUUUCAGUUGUGUUUGUUUUUUGCAUAACAUAUUUAUUCCGCUAUGCACAUUUCUAAUUGAUAGUAAUUUGUAUGUCAACUGCAUUUUUGCUUGCAUAAAAAUAAAUCCGUCCAGGCUGUCA
Molecule: messenger RNA, 3790 nt
Organism: Dreissena polymorpha
Lineage: Eukaryota; Metazoa; Mollusca; Bivalvia; Myida; Dreissenidae
Product: glycosyltransferase 8 domain-containing protein 2-like
Exons: 9
Coding region: 142-1257 (371 amino acids)
Cellular component (GO): Golgi apparatus
Molecular function (GO): glycosyltransferase activity
Source: RefSeq, a predicted model, not a curated record